Molecule: messenger RNA, 1176 nt
Organism: Quercus lobata
Lineage: Eukaryota; Viridiplantae; Streptophyta; Magnoliopsida; Fagales; Fagaceae
Exons: 2
Coding region: 196-576 (126 amino acids)
Source: RefSeq, a predicted model, not a curated record
UUUUUUUUUUGGGAACCAGAACAUUAAGUUGUUAAUGUCUCUUAUAAUUGUGUUUCUUUAGAUUAUUAUGUUGUUUUGCUUUUGUUGAACCGUCAAAGUCAAGCAUACAUAGAUGAUCAAUGCAACUACUCUCCUCUUUGAUUAUUUUGCUUUCUCUCUCUCUCUCUCUCUCUUUUAGAGACCUGUAUUAAUUCAAUGGCUAGCCUGUGGUCAAGGAACACUGAGGUUAAAAAUGAGUCUAACGAAACUAUGGUGGUGAAAGUGACCCGGGAUCCUGGCAAUUUUAAAGUCAAAGAAUUUAUAAUCCCAGCUGGUGAUUACAUAUAUAUGUGCUACAACGAUUUCGGCAUUGAACAUAAUCCAGAUCGUCCUGUCAAUGUUAGAGUUUAUGUGGGAGAUGAACAAAAGUUAUAUGUAAGAGCAUCCAGAAUAAGGGACAGUGGGAAAAUUGUAUUGGGCUACGAGAAUGGCAUGGUCACCUCCACUUUUAUUGACAUAUAUAUGGUUGCCAGGAUCGGAUUAAUUAUCAAGAUGAAAGGUGCAACAAAGAAGAUUAAAAAGUUGUUGGGGAAAUAGUUAAAAGGAUAACAGAUGGGAAAGGUUAGGAGGACAUUGGAGAAACUUUGAAUGUAUAUAUGUAUAUAUAAUUUGGUCAUAGAGCCCCCUUCUGUCCAGUCUGCCCUGUUAUAGAUAGAAUGGGUUGUGGACCUGUGUUGUACAGAUAUAGAAUGUUCAUUGAUUUCUAUAUUUAUUGCGAUUACUUGGAAGUCAUUUAAUUCACACUAGACAUAGAGGUGAUUUUAUUUAUACUUCCCCAACGCUUAAAUGAGUGUGGCAUCAAUAAGGAGGUAUUGUUGUAGUCUGUAAAAAAGCACAGAAGAACCUAAAUUCACCUUGGAUGUAGGCCACAAUACCAUGGCACCCGAAGGAAGUUGGGAGGAGUUUCUCUCUUGCUAUGUUCGCAUCCUUCAGUACCCAAACCAGCGCAUUACAAAGGUGUAGCAUGUGAACAAGAAGUCAUACGAUUUUUGUGUAUUAUGAGAUCGGAUGAUGCACUUUACACAGGUUGCAAGAUAAGUAAGAUGGGUGUGAGAAUGAACACUGUUGGACAAAAUAGAGCUAGCAAGUCAACAUUUCAAGGAGGAUUAGAGUGCCUGAUUAUGUGUUAAACUUAAA